Arachis stenosperma is the source of this 2274-nucleotide messenger RNA. RefSeq lists its product as uncharacterized. The record is from RefSeq and is a predicted model, not a curated record. The coding region runs from base 274 to 1881 and encodes 535 amino acids. The transcript has 16 exons. Lineage: Eukaryota; Viridiplantae; Streptophyta; Magnoliopsida; Fabales; Fabaceae.
UUAUUUUAUCUAAUAGUAUAGGGUAGCUCUUUUUCUAUUUCAGUACCUUUGUAAAAAUGAAUUAGGGUUUCAUCUCGCAUUUUGCUUUCUUCAUUCACCACACUGUCACUCCGCAAACGCAGAGAGAGCUCUUCCUUAACCCUUCUCCCCCAUUCUGAUCUUUUCCCGCCACUUGGUGCCUCGGAUUUUGAAUACUAGCCGUUGGAUCUACCAUUUUUUUGUAUUUGAACCAAAAAAUUUGUUGACCGUUGCUCUCGCCGGAGUGAACGGGAAAUGUCUGCAACGGAAGCGGAGAAGAAGGCCACCGAGGGAGAGAACGAGGUCGUCAAAGGUGGAGAGCUCUUGUUCUGUGGCGGCACGUGCUGGGAUGUCGUUGGUCGUCGCAAAGGCUCCGUCGACGGUAACCUCGUCUCUCCCACGCGCCUCCGUCCUCUUGUUGGCGUUGACAUUCGCUUCGUUGCCUCUGGUUGCACUUCUUGUCAUUGUGUAGCACUUGACGUUGAAGGGCGUUGCUAUACAUGGGGUCGAAAUGAGAAAGGGCAACUGGGUCAUGGAGACACCAUUCAGCGUGAUAGGCCUACCGUGGUAUCUGAACUUUCCAAAUACAAAAUUGUCAAAGCUGGAGCAGGGAGGAACCAUACAGUGGUUGUGACAGAGGAUGGAAAUUCACUAGCCUUUGGAUGGAACAAGCAUGGACAGCUAGGUUCGGGUUCUGCUAAAAAUGAAAUUGAGUCAUCUCCUGUUCGCUGUCUUGUGUCUGAAGUAAACUAUACUACUUGUGGCGGUGACUUCACUGUUUGGUUGUCAUCUGUUGAAGGAUCUUCUAUACUGACUGCAGGACUUCCACAGUAUGGACAGCUUGGACAUGGAACAGAUAAUGAGUAUAAUUCCAAGGACAGCUCUGUGAAACUGGUGUAUGAACCCCAGCCACGUCCUCGGGCAAUUGCUUCUCUGUCUGGGGAAACAAUUGUCAAAGUGGCAUGUGGGACAAAUCACACAGUGGCGGUGGAUAAGAAUGGCUUUGUCUACACCUGGGGAUUUGGUGGUUAUGGAAGGCUAGGACAUAGGGAGCAGAAGGACGAGUGGACCCCUCGUCGCAUUGAUGUCUUUCAGAAUAGAAAUGUUUUGCCUCCCGAUGCAGUUAUUUCGGCUGGUUCUGUGAAUUCUGCGUGUACUGCAGGUGGAGGGCAGUUGUACAUGUGGGGGAAAAUAAAAAACACUGGUGAUGACUGGAUGUAUCCAAAGCCUCUAAUGGAUUUAAGUGGCUGGAAUUUACGAUGCAUGGAUUCAGGCAAUAUGCACCAUUUUGUUGGGGCUGAUUCCUCAUGUAUAAGUUGGGGCCAUGCUCAAUACGGAGAGCUUGGAUAUGGGCCUACUGGACAGAAGUCUUCAGCUGUCCCCAAAAAGGUUGAUAUACUUGAGGGCAUGCAUGUUUUGAGUGUUGCUUGUGGUAUGGGUCAUUCAAUGGUUAUUGUUGAUAGGACAAAUGUUGCUGAUCGACUUGACCAGCUUGAUAUCUAUGAUGGCAAAGCUUUUGGUGAAGAAAAUGAGGCUACAAUCAAAAUUCCAGUGGCUAAACAGAGUGCAAAAAAGGGUGCCAAGGGGGCUGAAAAUUCAAAGAAAAGGAAGAAAUCCAAAGAUUCCUCUGACUCAGAAGAGGAUGUUGAAGAAAAUGAUAAUAGUGAGGAUGAAGCUAACGGUGCGGCCGAGGUAAAAAGGUCACGUGGUGGAAAUAGUUCUGGUAGAGGCCGGGGUAAGGCUAAGGCAUCCAAAAAGUCAGGUUCUGGCAGAGGGUGUGGUGGUGCUCCAGCAUCGAACAAGAAUAGUACUAAAGACCCACCAGUGAAAUCCGGCAAGAGAGGGCGACCCCGAAAGUCUUGAAUUGGGUUUUGGCUGGAAAUUUUGUUCUCUACACAGAGAAUUGUAAUAGUAAUUCAUUGGCCGAUUCUCUCACUAAAAUUUCUGCUAUUUUGAAAUCUGGUCCCUCUUAAGUAUUUCUUAUCUAAUGCAAAUUUUUAAACUACGUCUAAGAUUUGCUGAUCGUUUUUAGGUGCAGAGGAUGUAUUUUAUACUUUUGUGAAGGGAAUAGUGGCUUAGGUUUGUAUUGGUCUUUUGCUAAUUUACCUGAUUGGUGACUUGGUUAGAUGUUUUGCUGAUGAAACUCGAGGUCAGUUGAACUGUUCUAAUUUUUAAGCCGAUAUGGUACUAUCUUCGAGAAAUUCUAUGUACUUCUGUAAUAGCAAAAAGAUAUAUAUGAUUAAUUUGUUCCUGAGA